Cercopithifilaria johnstoni is the source of this 1586-nucleotide messenger RNA. NCBI's taxonomy places the organism in Eukaryota, Metazoa, Nematoda, Chromadorea, Rhabditida, Onchocercidae. The record is from the annotation of a GenBank genome assembly.
UGGUAUAUUCUUUUUUUUUAUUUUUUUUUGGUGUUAUUGAUUUUUUUUUUGCCUUAUGGUAAAUGAGUUUUUUGUUUUGGUUUAAAUGAUUUUUUUAGUGUAAUUUUUACUUAUAAUUUUGAAGUUUGUUUGUUUUUGUUUGUUCUUUUAUUUGUUUCUUUUAUAGUUUUUUUGUAUGGUUCAUUUUAUAUAGUGGGAGUUUCUCGUUUAUUUUAUUUUUUUUUUAUUUUGUUUUUGUUUGUUUUAAGUAUGGGUGGUUUGGUUGUAUUUAGUGGGAGUGUUGUUAUAGUUUUGGUUUUUUGGGAUUUUUUAGGUAUUAGUAGAUUUUUUUUGGUUUUAUUUUAUAAUAAUGUGGGUUCUCGGGAAGGUGCUAUAAGUACUGUUUUUACUAAUCGUAUUGGGGAUUUUAGUAUUUUUUUGUUUUUUAAUGGUUUUAUUUUAUUUUCUUUAGGGAGUUUUUCUUACCAGUUUUUUUGUUCUAUGGUUGUUUUUAUGUUGCUUGUUUCUGCAUUUAUUAAAGGUGGUCAAUAUCCUUUUGGGAGCUGGUUGCCAAAAGCUAUGGCUGCUCCAACUCCUGUUAGUUGUUUAGUUCAUAGUAGUACGUUGGUUACUGCGGGAGUUAUGUUGAUGGAGGGUUAUUUAUAUGUUUCUUUGAGUUCUAGUGUUUUAUCAUUUAUUUUUUAUGUGGGAUUUUUUUCUGUUUUGUUUUCUGGUUUGUGUUCUUUAAUUGAGGAAGAUGCUAAAAAAAUUGUUGCUUUGAGCACUAUGUCUCAGAUCGGGUUUUGUUUUUUAUGUAUUGGUAGUGGUUUGCAUUAUUUAUCUUAUGUUCAUAUAAUUGGUCAUUCUUUUUUUAAAAGGUUGUUGUUUAUGCAGAUAGGUUAUUUAAUUUUUAUUAAUUUUGGUCAACAAAAUUAUCGAGAUUAUUCUCGUUUUGAUGUUUGUGCUCCGGUUUUGGUUCAAUUACAGAUUUUAUUUUCUAUUAUUAGUUUAUGUGGCUUGUUGUUUACUAGCGGUUAUUCUAGGAAAGAAUAUUUUAUGUCUUGUUUUUAUUAUGGUUCUUUUAGUUUUUUUUUGGUUUUUUUUUAUUUUUUUGGUAUUUUUUUAACUUUUUGCUAUUGUUAUCGUAUAUUAUUUUUAUUUCGUGUUAAUUCUGCGGGUUUUGAUUGUGUUGGGUUUUCUAGUAAGUUAUUUUAUUUUUCUUGUUUUUUUUUAGUUUUUUUUUCUGUUGUUUUUACUUUUUGAUGAAUUAUUAGUUUUAUUUCUUUUCCGGUGGUUUUAAAUCGUUUUGAAUUUUUGGUUGUAUAUGUAUAUGUUUUUUUUGUUUUUUGUUUUUUUAAUUAUUUUUUUCGUUAUUUUUUUUUAGAGUUUAAAAAUAAAUUUUUUAUAGAUUAUUACUCUUUGUAUAUUUAUAAGUUAGUUCCUAAGUUUUUUUAUUUUGAUAAUUUUAUUUUAGGAUUGAAUUAUUUUUUUUUUGGAAUUGUUCGUUUUUUUUCUUUUUAUUUUUUAUCGUUGUUUCGGGGUUAUUAUCAUAUUGGUAUUUUGGUGAUUUUUUCUUUUAUUUUAUUUUUUUUGUUUUUUUAGUUUUU